Molecule: messenger RNA, 516 nt
Organism: Zychaea mexicana
Lineage: Eukaryota; Fungi; Mucoromycota; Mucoromycetes; Mucorales; Lichtheimiaceae
Exons: 2
Coding region: 1-516 (171 amino acids)
Source: RefSeq, a predicted model, not a curated record
AUGUCCAAAAAACUACGUAGACGCACAUUCUUACACAUCGCUCAAAUUCCGCACAUUUUUGCACAAAUCCUGCACACUUUUUUCCUAUGGUGCCGUGACAAGAGUUGGAAAGAAUUGGUGAUACGAUGGAAAAAUAUCGAGUACUUGGCACUUGGUGGAUAUGUCGGUUUGUUGCCCGGUACAAGACGACGUGCUUUUCUGGGCUCUGCUUUGAAUGACGAUGUAGUGGAUAUAAUUGAAGAAAGAGAAUUUGAAAUUCUUGUUCCCUCGUCGCCUGUAUCUUAUGUACAAUCGCCCCGGUAUUUGCGCAGUUACGCCAAGUCUGCAGCUUUUGAACCAUGGUCUUAUACAAGCAAGAGAUAUAUUCGGAACGGUUUCGAAGCAUGCCAUGGACUAGUCCUCGAUAACUACCCCAAACGGACGAAAAAGCAAAUGGACAAAAGUUGGAACUUUAUCGCAAGCAUUGAACAUUAUUCCGAGCGCGGAGCCAUGACGACGAUGGACAGUCCGAGAUGA